Molecule: messenger RNA, 555 nt
Organism: Hipposideros armiger (great roundleaf bat)
Lineage: Eukaryota; Metazoa; Chordata; Mammalia; Chiroptera; Hipposideridae
Gene: GLIPR1L1
Product: GLIPR1 like 1
Exons: 5
Cellular component (GO): extracellular region
Source: RefSeq, a predicted model, not a curated record
ACUUGGGAUGAAGCUUUAGCGAAGACCACUAAAGCAUGGGCUAACAGGUGCAUAUUCAAACACAACACCUGUUUAGCAAAACCACGUAAAUGCCACCCAACUUUUGAAUAUGUUGGAGAAAAUAUCUGGUUAGGAGGAUUAAGCGUAUUCACACCAAACUCUGCUGUUGCUGCUUGGUAUAAUGAAACUCAAUAUUUUAAUUAUAAUAAUCUACAUUGUUCCAAUGUUUGUGGCCAUUAUACACAGGUAGUUUGGGCCAACUCACAUAAAGUUGGUUGUGCAAUUACAAUUUGUCCUAAUCUUGGGGAAGCUCAAACUGCAAUAUUUAUAUGUAACUACGCACCUACAGGAAAUUUUCCAAACAUGCCCCCUUACAUUAAAGGAACAUCCUGCUCUAUGUGUGGAAAAGAAGACUCUUGCAAAAACAACCUCUGUGAAAAUAAAGAACUUGAUAAACUUCAAAGUUAUCCAAAUUGGAAUCCACCAGGGAAAGCACCUCAGCAGAGAGCAUGUAAUCUCCUGUGCCUCAUUUAUGUUCUGCUGAGAAUGUUUUAA